Mercenaria mercenaria is the source of this 4551-nucleotide messenger RNA. RefSeq lists its product as uncharacterized. NCBI's taxonomy places the organism in Eukaryota, Metazoa, Mollusca, Bivalvia, Venerida, Veneridae. The coding region runs from base 107 to 517 and encodes 136 amino acids. Gene Ontology annotation, biological process: sleep; positive regulation of voltage-gated potassium channel activity; regulation of synaptic transmission, cholinergic. The record is from RefSeq and is a predicted model, not a curated record. The transcript is spliced from 3 exons.
UUUCACGAGAUAGAAAGAAAACGCAAUCUCCGUAAAAUGCGGAAGUAAACAACAACAGCAUCAUUUAUACAAGUUUUUAUAAUGUUUUACCCAAAAGAAAUCCACGAUGACUAGUAUAAAUAUAAUUGAAAUCUUUUUCUUUCUUCUUAUUUUAUCAGUUUGUAAGGCUGAACUAUAUUGCUAUAUCUGCACGACAGCUUCAGGUUUGCACGCGGAUAAAUGUGGCGAUGAUUUCCGACUAACAUCUGUUGAUGCUGUAUCAUGUCAAGAUGGGUCAUGUCAAAAAACAAGAGGAUACAGAACUGAAGGCUCGAAGAAGGUUGUUGAAGUGACAAGAGGCUGUGUAUCUUACACACAGUCGGACACCUGCUAUGAAGGCACAAAUUAUGGAGUAUCAGCAACAAUAUGUACAUGUAACACUGUGUAUUGUAAUGGUGCAAGUACUUUAAUUCCAUCUACAAAGUUUUCUCUUUCUACUGGAGUUUUGCUCACUUUGCUGAUAUACAACGUUCUGUGAUAAAAGAAUAUAAUAUAAUUCCGGAAUUGACUUUUUAAAACUUUGGAUUUUAUGCCAAUCUGACUAAAGUACUUGAUCUUCUAAAUGAAGAUCUGAGAACGACCCAUUCACAUUUGUCUUCUGUACAUUUUGAAUUUCCAAUAUUGCUGUUUUUAUUUUCGCAAAUCUAUUUUUAUUUGAACCAAUCAGACAACUUGUUCAAAUGUCAAAGAGUAAGAAAAAUUUGCAGUCAAUCCAGGGCUCGAACCUGGGACCUCUCUCUUACAGAGCAAGUGCCCUACCGACUGAGCCAGCCGGUUAUCUGUUAUCUUUCCACAUAAAAAUUGUAGAUAUCAAAAGAUUCAAAAACCAAGGCUUUUUAAAGCUUGCAGAAUGUUGUAAGUUAGCUUUUGAUUGGCUAGCGGAAGGGUCGUCAGAACGAGACUAUCAAUAGCUCGUUGUCAGAUCCUAAGCAUAGCAUAAUAGGAGAUGUACUUUUGUCAGAUUGGAUUUUAUGCAUUAUUCAUUAUUGCGAAAUUUAGAUUAAAUGCAUAAUUUAUGAAUGCAUGGAUGAAAGGUUCAGAUUACAUACAUAAUUCAGUAAUAGAUAUCAUAGAAAUACUGAUUUUAUGCAUGCAUGAAAGCAUGGAUGAGAAAUUCAGAAUAAUGCAUAAUUCAGUAAUGUAUAAAUUAGAAAUUCAGUUUUUAGGCAUAAUUUAUGAAAGCAUGGAUGAGAAGGUCAGAUUAAAUGCAUGAUUAAGGAAUGGAGUGAGAAUCAGAAAUCAGGAAAGCACAAGUGAGAAAUUUAGAUGAAACAUAUAUAUUUCAGGAAAGCAUGAAUGAGAAAUUCAGAUUUGAUAAGUGUCUAUAAUUCAGGAUUGAGAAUUUCAGAUUAGAUGCUCAGUUUAUGAAAGCAUGAGUGGGAAAAAUCUGAACGCUAAUCUUAGGCUAGUUCUAAGGAGCCUUUAAAGACUUAAAAUUUUAGUGGUUCAGUGGUUUUUGAUUAUUCAGUAAAUACAUUUUAUUUUUUAGAUAUUCAGUUUUUGUCUGCCUUGGACAGUUUUCUUGUAUGUUAUAUUUUUUUAACAUUGUUGUGAAAUUAUUUUUUUUUGGCAGAAUUUAAUUGAUAUUCUGCAAAUACAUUAUGUAAUGGGAAAGUGCCAAAAGAAGAUAUAUUUUUGGGUUGGCAGUUCUUUCAUACAUAAACAUUUUGAUGAAGGUUGUUUUGCAAAUAAAAAUUCUUAUAUUUUAGUAAACUUACUACAAAGAUGCAUAAUGUAUUACACAUCAGUAUGAAUUCAAAGAUUUUAAACUAUGGGUUCAAAAAAGUUUAACAUUCAAGUUUGACUUAAAGGCAUAUGCUAGAAUUCCCAGUAUAUGAGAUGGGCAAAACAUUUCCCAAUAAUAGAAUUUCUUCAAAUUUUGGAUAUUGAAGGACAAUCAUCAUCAUCUAAGAAACAAAAAUAUGCAAUAAAAAUCAUAAGUACAGAUACUGAAAAAGAGUUAUCUGCCCUUGAAAAUGGCAUUUUAUUAUUGGGAAAAAUUUCACCCCUAAUUCUAGCAUACAUCCUUGAAUUGUUGUGGCUACUUAAGUAUAUAGAAUGUCUAAAUAGCUGUUGUAUGUUGUGUUCAAAGUUGUCACAGUAACUAACUGACAUUAUACCGCAGUCUAUAGUGUAUUUUUGAUAAGAAAAUGUGAGAAAUGUUGUCUUUCAUAGUUAUUUGGAAACAUAUCAGUCUCUGUUUUAUAAGUGUUUUACAUGUGUUCAUAUAUACAUGAUAAAUUAUAUCUGUCUAUAUGUAAGACUUAAAGAUUAAGUAUACUAUUGUCCAAAUUCGUGGUCUUAUAGAAAAGGUUAUUACAUUUAAGGUCAAGGUAAAAGUUACCUUGAGAAUGAAAAUCUGUUUCUGGUCAGUAACUUGAGCAUGCUAGAAUCUACAGCAGAAUAAUUGCCUGUGGUCAUUAGAUUACUCUUUUUAUAAUGUUAGUUGUGAUUUGAGCAGGGCAAGGAUGAAAGUUUCAGAUACCUUAAGGCUGAAUAUUGUUUCCAGUCAGUAAAUGGGACCUACAGUCUUUACCUUCACAUUGAGAUUGCUUGUGGUCAGUAAUUAGUCUCUAUAGUAUUUGUGAUUAUUAGGCUACCUAGUUUCCUUUGCCAAGCUGUCAUGUGGGGCAUACUUGUGGAACACCGGCUAGGACUAUAGGAAUGCCCUCCGUCCAUGUGUCUGUCAGCAAAUCUGGAUCCUGCAAUUACUCAAAAAGUAUUUGUGCUAGGUUCAUGGAACUUGGUAUGAGAAUAGAGGGCAGUAUGUAGAUUUUGUAAAUAUAUGACUUAAGCUUGUAGGUCAAAGGUCAAGGUCACUAUUGGAAGGUCAAGUAAAAUUUAUUCUGCUCUGUAACUUUUAUAUGCAUUGACAGAUUAUCGUAGCAGUACAUACAGACGUUUCCCAUGAUGAGACAAUGUGUCUACACAUGAUCUAUGCUUGUCAGUUAAAGGUCAAGGUCACUGUUUAAGGUCAAGUAAAAAUUUGUUUCUGCCCCAUAACUUAAUUGCAUUGGAAGAUUUUUUUUAUUACUAUACAGAAAUGUUCCCCAUGAUUAGGCUAUGUGUCACGUACAUGACCAAUGGUUGUCAGUCAAAGGUCAAGGUCACUAUUAAUGGUCAAGUGAGGAACACUAACAGUUUAUAGCAGUAGGGGACUUCCAUAUUGCCAAAGCAAUAUUCGGUCACUUGUUAUUCAAAGGGGUGUUCACUGAAAACUUACUGACUGAAUAGAAAACAGUGCAGACCAUGAUCAGCCAGCACGUCUGUUUGUUGGUUGGUUAGUUAUGGUUACUUACCUACUAUUGUAUAAUUUCGGUCCCUGCUAUUAAAACAAGAGCUGUCCAUAAGACUGAGCCAAUGCUUGACUAUUCGAAUUGUUGUCCCAGAAGCAGGAAAAUAUUACCCUAAAUGUUAAAAUUUCUGUAGAGUUUCAAUCCAGUAUCUGCAUUAGUUUCGGAGAUAGUAACUUGCAUGCAAAACUUUAACCAGAAAUUUUAUGUUCAAAGGGGGACAUAAUUUGACCAAAAUGCAAGUCAGAGUUAUGGGACUUGAUGCAGUCAACUUGUUUUAUAACCUCAAAGGCACAUGUAAAGUUUAAAUUUAAUAUCUGCAUUUGUUCUGCAGAUAGUAACUUGCACGCAAAACUUUAACCAGAAUUUUCUAAGUCUAAAAGGGGACAUAAUUUGCCCAAAAUACAUGUCAGAGUGCUGGGACUUGAUCCAGUGAGGUUGGUUAUUGUUCUAGAAAAAUAAAACAUAAGUUUCAUGUAAUUGUAUGCAAAACUUUAACAAGGCUUUAAAAGGGGGCAUAAUUUAGCCAAAAUGCAGGUUAGAGUUAUGGGACUUGAUGCUAUCAACUAGUUUUAUAACCCCAAAGACACAUGUGAAGUUUCUAUUCAGUAUCUGCAUUAGUUUUGGAGAUAGUGACUUGCAUGUGAAAAAGUCCAAAAGGGGGCAUAAUUUGCUCAAAAUACAUGUCAGAGUUAUGAAACUUGACCCAGUGAGGUUGGUAAUUGACCUAGAAAAAGAAAAAAUAGGUUUCAUAGCUAUAUGCCUUUAAAUGAUAACUGUAUUGUACUUGCAUGCAAAACUUUAACCAAGGUGUGACGCCAACGCCAGGGUGAGUAGAAUAGUUAGACUAUUCUUUGAAUAGUCAAGCUAAAAAAUAUUUAUAUCACAAACUUGGUAUGAUAAAGCAUUUAAUUUUCUUAGUCUCCAAGCAUGUGUCCUAGGAAUAUAGCUGGAUAUUGCAUAGUCUCCAAGCAUGUGUCCUAGGAAUAUAGCUAGAUAUUGCAUAGUCUCCUAGCAUGUGUCCUAGGAAUAUAGCUGGAUAUUGCAUAGUCUCCAAGCAUGUGUCCUAGGAAUAUAGCUGGAUAUUGCAUAUCAAUUCACCUUUCUGUUUAAAUGAAGCAGUAUGGGGAACUGUUAAAAUUAUCAUGGUAUUUAAUUGUAUUGUACUAUGUGUAUUUACUAUUUAUAUUAUUCUUAAAAUAAAAAAGUAUAUUUUCAA